Drosophila rhopaloa is the source of this 1239-nucleotide messenger RNA. RefSeq names its product glycine-rich cell wall structural protein 1.8-like. NCBI's taxonomy places the organism in Eukaryota, Metazoa, Arthropoda, Insecta, Diptera, Drosophilidae. The transcript has 2 exons. The coding region runs from base 57 to 1154 and encodes 365 amino acids. The record is from RefSeq and is a predicted model, not a curated record.
UCAGUCCAGCAAUCGCACACAGCAAACUCAUUAGCCUGAAAGGACAAAUUCAUAAAAUGAAGACCCUGAUUGUUCUUGCUCUUGUGGUGGCCGCCGUCUCGGCUCUGCCGCAAUUUGGAAGGCCCGGAUUUGGAGGACCCCGAUAUGGAAGACCCGGAUUUGGAGGACCCGGAUUUGGAGGACCCGGAUUUGGAGGACCUGGAUUCGGGGGACCCGGAUUUGGAGGACCCGGAUUCGGAGGUGGCGGAUUUGGAGGACCCGAAUUCGGAGGAGGCGGAUUUGGAAGACCCGGAUUUGGAGGGCCCGGAUUUGGCGGUGGCGGAUAUGGAGUAGAUCCAUAUGGUGGUGGAUUUGGCGCUUAUCCCUCUGGAUAUGGAAGUUAUCCCGGCUACGGUGGAUUUGGAGGUGGUGGCAGACGUCAUGGCGGUGGUGGCCGUGGCGUUGUAGUUCCCUCAUCCUCGGCCUCAUCCUCAGCCUCAUCGAGUGCCUCUUCAUCGGGUGGAGCUGCCUCCUCCUCCGCAUCUUCGUCGGCCUCUUCCUCAGGCUCGUACGUUUCGGGGUGGAUCACCGAGAGAUCUAUGAAUCUCUUUUCCGACGCGGAACUGAAUAAAAGCCGGGCUCAUCGGUCCAGUGGCCAAGUGUGUGGACAACUCUCGAGGCGGCAACAACUCAACAUGAAACUUUUCAUCGCGCUUUCCGUUCUGGUGGCCGUGGCAUCGGCCCUGCCUCAAUUUGGCGGAGGAAACGCCAACGCCAAUGCUAAUGCCAAUGCCAAUGCCCAAGGAUUUGGCGGCGGUCGUCCAGGCGUAUAUGGCGGUGGACCUGGAUUUGGCGGUGGUGGCCCCGGAUUCGGUGGUGGCCCCGGAUUUGGUGGCCCCGGAUUUGGCGGCGGUCCAGGUGGAUUUCGCGGCCAAGGCGGCCCCGGCUUUGGCGGAUUCGGUGGUGGCCCAGGCGGAUUUAACAGAGGCCCUGCAUAUGGCGGUGGUGGAUUUGGAGGUCGUCCAGGCGGUGGAUUCGGCGGCGGUGGCGGUUCGUCCAGUGCCUCAGCUUCCUCCUCGGCUUCGUCUAGUAAUGGCGGCGGAUUUGGUGGUGGUGGAUCAGCUUCCGCCUCUUCUUCUGCCUCUGCUUCGAGUGGCGGAGGACGCCGCGGUUAAGCCAAGCCAAAAAUUAAUAGGAAUUAAGCGAUAGGAAAUGACUACGAAUUGAAAUUAAUAAAAUAAAAUCAAAAUACUUUUACAA